This is a messenger RNA of Closterium sp. NIES-65, 1896 nucleotides long. The record is from the annotation of a GenBank genome assembly. Lineage: Eukaryota; Viridiplantae; Streptophyta; Zygnematophyceae; Desmidiales; Closteriaceae.
AUGGUCGUAAGCUCGCCAGUGGGCUUCGAGCUCCUUGGCUGCUUCAACGUAUCGGCCACAUUCGAGCGCGAGGGGCAGCGUAUCGGCCAGCCGAAGAGCCACGUCGCCGUCGUCAGCAUCCCGCGGAGCCGCGUUCCAGCCGGAGGCGGCCCGAUAAGCUUAUCCAGCCCCAGCCCUGGCUCUGGAGAUAGUAUCGAGGAUGCUGUUGACGGGGCGACGGUUGAUGAUGGCGGAGGCACGGCAAUGGCGCUGCUGUUCGUCGCGAAAGCGGGGUUCACGAACGCCGUUGCUGCCGCGGGAACCGCCUUCGCCAUCAAUGACAUGGGGAGGUUCCGAAUGAAAUUCAUUCACGAGGGGAAGUUCUCGUUCGAGGUGCGCGGCGAAGGGCCCGGCGGGAACACGCUGGUGCUGUGCAGCGUGAGUCACGGGCAGCUUCCGCAGGACGUGCGGCGGCUGGCGCAGUUCAUUUCUGAUAUCAAGAUCGGCAAGGCGCCCGGCAUGCCGCACAAAUGCGUCGCGUGCGGCUUGAAGGAUAAGGCGGAGGUGGACAAGAAGCGCAAGCAGGAGGAGGCGGUGAAGGAGCGGGAGGUGAAGAGGCAGCGCAUGGAGGAGGAAAAGAAGGUCAAAGACGAGCAGAAGAAGCGCGAAAAGGAGGAGCGUGAGGCGCGGCAGAAGCAGGAGCGCGCUAUGAAAGAGCUACAGAAGAAACUCAAGGAGGUGGAGAAAGACAGAGACGACAUGGAUCGAAUACGCGAGGCGCUCGGCAAGGAGCUCAAAGAGCGCGGCGAGAUUAUCCGAGACCUGCAGGAGAAGCUGAAGGAGAAAGCGGCGGCUGCUGUAAAGGAGGCGGAGAAGCGACGCGAGGAGGAGUCGCGACGCGCGCGGGAAGAGAGCGCGGCGAGAGACGCGGCGUGGAGGGUGAAGGAGGCGGAGAUACGGCGGGCGAUGGAGGAGGAGUUCCGCGUGAAGCGGGAGGAGGAGCAGCGCGUGCGGCACGCGGCGGAGAUGCAGCGGUGGGCGCGGGAGCAGCAGAAGGCGAAGGAGGUGGAGGAGCUGCGGCGGAAGCUGCAGGAGGAGGAGGGGAAGCGGAUGUUCGAGGCCAUGUCGCACCGGGAAGAGAUGGCGAAGAUGAAAGCGGAGGGUCCCCCGCCUCCGCCUCCCCCGAAGGAUGCGCCCGCGGAGGUACUCUCGCGGUACAGCACCCUGCUGCGCGAGCGCGAGGCGCGCAUGCGCGCGGCGUUCGCGGCGGCGGCGGCGGAGAUUCGACGCGCGGAGGGGGAGCUGCGGAAGAAGCGCACGGAGGAGGAGCGACGGCGGAAGGCGGAGGAGGCGCGGCGGGGCAAGGCGGAGAGCGCAAGGCAGAAGCGGGAAGAGGCGAUGAACGCGGAGAGGAUGAGGGAGGAGGAGGAGAGGAAGCGUGCGCAAGCGGAGGAGAUGAGGAAGCGGGAGGAGGAGAGGAAGCGGAUGGAGGAGGCGGAGAAGGCGAGGAGGGCGCAGGAGGAGGUGCGGCGGAAGGCUAUGGCAGAGGAGAGCGCUCUAGCUGCGAAGCAAAAGUGGCUGGAGGAUCAGUACCGCAUGCGACAAGCAGCCACGCCCAUGACCUACGAGCAAUACGAGAACCGGCUGAGACAGAUCAAGAACUCAGCCGGCAGCGCCAACGUGCCUCUGCACUUCUGGGACAUCCCCUGGCCGCCCGAGGGCAACUGCCUCUUCCUCUCGCCCACCGACGACCCUGGGCUCAAGAAGAGGAAGUUCAAGGAUGCGCUGCUCUUCUGGCAUGCUGAUAAGUUCGUGGCUUUCUGCGGGUCUCGGCUAGUGGAGGAUCACAAGGAGGUGAUUCUGAAAAAGGUUGCCCGGUUGAGUCAAGAGGUUGUGGAGGCAAGGAAUAACUUGUGA